AUGUAUAUCAGCGGAUAUAAUAAUGGAGCAACAAUCCCAUCUGGAUAUGUAACACUGAAGAAUUGCAGCACAAUGAUUGUGGUAUGAUGAGGUGACACUAUUCAAGUACUUGAGUAUAAUUAAUUGCUUAAGCAAAUUUGAUUUCAAUUGUCCUGUAUUUUUAACUGUUCUUUUCAUUUUACUUUAUUUAAGCAAUUCAAUAAAUUAACAUGAGAAUAAAAUAUUACGAUAUGUAAAUUUUCAAAUUAUAGAGAUUUUUUAUUUAACAGUUGUGACAAUAAUUUUAGAUGUGAUUUGGUUUUUGAGUAAUUUAAAAAUAAAAAUGAUGAAAUAUUCAAGUUAAGAAGCCUCAGAAUCUUUAGAAUAUUUAUAAUGGAAUUCGUAUUAUGGACUUCAUAUAAUGGAAUUGAUACUUUCAUCAUUAAUAUGUUUAUUCAAAGUAAGGUGAAUUGAUAUUAAUUUAAGAUCCCUUUCAUAUAUAAAUGUUGGUAAUUGAGUAAUUGA
Messenger RNA from Paramecium sonneborni, 504 nucleotides. Lineage: Eukaryota; Ciliophora; Oligohymenophorea; Peniculida; Parameciidae. The record is from the annotation of a GenBank genome assembly.